This is a messenger RNA of Aethina tumida (small hive beetle), 1399 nucleotides long. RefSeq lists its product as uncharacterized. The coding region runs from base 83 to 1156 and encodes 357 amino acids. The record is from RefSeq and is a predicted model, not a curated record. Lineage: Eukaryota; Metazoa; Arthropoda; Insecta; Coleoptera; Nitidulidae. The transcript has 5 exons.
CUUACAUUAUAAAAAAAGGUGCAACGCACUUAAGAAUUACUUAUUUUGCGAAACUAGCAACUAACUCAGUUCGCGUUCCACAAUGUUUCGGAAAAGUUUGAUAUUAACAACAUUUUUAACUGUUGUAAAAUUGUGGGAUUUAUCAGAACACGGCUUCGACAACAAUUACUACACGUCAUCAAUAGCAAUAUACAGAAAUCGAGCCUUUUUAACUUUACCUAGAACCAUUUGCAACCUAAACCGUAGCCUACCCACCUUAGUAGAGGUACCGUGGACAGAAGAUGUCAUCACAAACUUAUUAAGUCCAUUCGUGCUCAGAAAGAAAUUAGACAUUGUGGGUCAGAACUGGGGAAAUUGUAAGCAAUUACAGGACGCCAUUUCUUUAGAUGUUGAACCGAAGAAACCAAAUCUGUGGGUUUUGGAUAAAGGAAAUGAUAUGUGUCCCGCCAAAUUAGUAUACUAUAAUCUAUUUCUCAAUUCAGUUCAACAAACUUGUGUUUUAACAGGAGUAGCAAGAAAUAAUCUCAAUACAAUAACAAUAGAUCCCCAAACAACAGAAGGUGUUAAAGCGUAUAUUGGAGAUGCAGGAAAUAAUAUUUUGUUAGUUGUGUCAUUACAGGAAUUUAAAUGGUGGAGGUUAAAUUUAUUAGAGAAGUCUGAACCUUAUAUGCUUGUUUCAAGUUCAUUUUUAGCAAUUUCUAAAUCAUCUCCAGUCUUAUUUAUGACAGGUUGGAAUAGCACUGAAGUUUUCGCUUUAGAUCUGGAUCAGUUGAGGAAAGAUGAAGGGCCUUUAAUUAUCGAAUCGAGAACAACUGUUACAGAAUAUUAUGUAACAUAUAUGGGAAAUAAGUUGGGAGUAUCUAGAGGAUUAGAGACGGACCAAAAAAAUGGUUUAAACUAUUAUUUAUUGCGUGAUUUUGCUGUUGCACAAUGGAACAUCAACAAAGCGAUGAUCGCAGAAAAUCAUAAUAUUCUAUUGCAAUCAUUCGAGAAGCUUCCGUAUGUGUCGCAAAUUUUUAACGAUCAACAGGGAAUUUGGGCCCUAGUAAAUCCAAUCGAUCCAGAUUUGUGUGGCUCUGAUUUUGACGCGGAAGAUUUUGGAAACGUAACCGCAAGAAUUGUUAAAUUAGUUAGAUACAAUAAAUUUUUGUUAUGAUCAAGGUUGGAUUUUUGUGGUUUCGUGUCAUAAAUUUGAUUGGAUAUCUUGAGGGCAGAACUAUCUGUUACUGGAAUUAUAAUAUGAAUUAAAUAAUUAUUAUAAUAUAAAUAAAUUACGAUCUCUUAAGAGUCGUUGUUAAGUGUAGGUACUUGAAUGAGUUGACAUUUAAACAGUUAAACAUACAUUACAGAAUUGCUCAACUGUAUUAUUUUCCCAUUGUCAAUAAAGAUGCGAUGUGUA